AUAGGUACGAAAAUUGAAAACAUUCCUGAAUAGUUUCGAAUUCUAUUAUUAUUGACUACUGCAUAUAAAGACAAGGACUGAGACAUUCAAAGCAUUUCAACACAGUGAAUGGUCGAGUGUGGUUUUAAACUAUCUUGGGUGGAAUCAAUUGCUAGAACUAUUAAAUUUUAGAUUGUUGCAAUACGUUUUUGUCGGCAAAAUGUCAAGACAGCUAGAGACUGAAGCUGAGAAAGCAUUCUUUGAAAAAUUUCAUGAAAUCUGCGAUGCAGCUUCAGUUGAUAAGCCCAGUUUGAAGAAUAAACUAAGUGCUACGUGCAAUCCUUUACACAUAUGUAAAGACGUGUUCACGAAGGAGGAUGUCAUAAAGGAAAUAAGAAAUGCGAGAUCUGCAAAGGAUAAAAAGCUUGUUCGAGUUUGUGGUUCUGAGCAUUCUCGAGCUAAACAUAUCUUAGGUGAAAAUGAAGCAGGAAUUUUGUUGUCAUUGAAAGGCGACCUUGAAGAAGUGACAAUACACCCGGAAGAAAGCACAGAUGAAAAGUUGUACGUUACCGCUGGUGGGGGCUGUGUUCUUGGUUAUAAUCCAAAUAAAGAAAAUAAACGUGAAAAAUCUCUUUGUUACAAGGUGAACGAGGCGGGCUUUGCUCUCCCAGAUCUUGGAGGCAUUACUCAUCAAACAGUUGCUGGGUUUUUGUCAACUGGAUCUGCUGGAGGUAGUCUAAUUUACAGUUUAACUGAUUCAAUUGAAGAAAUCACGUUCAUCAACGGCAAAGCGCAAGAACAAACGUGUUCACGCAAUGAUUCAGAAACGAAGGAUCUAUUUUUUGCUGUAGGCGUUUCUAUGGGUCUGUUUGGCGUUAUAACUAAAGUUAAGUUUUGCCUUGAGAACAAACAAUUUAAUGUUGUUGGUAAUGAAUUAAGUGUUAAGUUUAAAGAGUCCUUAUUGAAUAAACCCGAGAAAUUGGAUAAAGUCAAAGAUGGCGAUUACUGGCGUCUCAACUGGUUUCCUCAAAAGGGCCUUAAUAAAGUCAUGCAGUGGAGAGCAGUACAAACUAAUUAUGAUGAGCAUGGAACGCCGUACGAAAACCCUGUAAAUUGUUGUUUAAGUGCGACGGCAGCUGCUUUUGCUAUGGUGGCAUGCAAUAUAGCUCUUUACCAAGCAUUAGACGAGUGUCCAGAUGGAACAACAGCUUUUAUAUCGACUGCAUUAGCAUUUUUCAAUAUAAAUAAAUGUGACCCAAAAUUUAACGACACGUGGUAUCAUGGAUUACCUAUGGAUAACGAAGCACAUGUUGAUGACUUCAUCAAGGUUGAUUUUACCGAAAUCUGGAUACCAUUUAAACACCGUGCUGACGUCAUUGAGCGGUUGAAGCAACUUUUUAAAGAUUCAAAACACGGACAAAAAGCAGCUGGAAAUUUUGCUGUGGAAAUUUAUCCAGCGAAAAAAUCAGAUUUUUGGUUAAGCAUGUCCUAUGAUGAGGAUAUGAUUCGUGUGGAUCCUUACUGGUAUCAUCACAAUCCAUAUGGUACAGCUGAAGAAUAUUUCACUUACUUUUGGAAUCAGUUGCUACCAUCGUGGGAGUCACCCACAGUGCGUUUUCAUUGGGGUAAAUUCUUGCCAAAAACAGGAGAAAAGUACCAGCAAAAACCAGGAGGAGAUUCUGUCUGUUUUGACUCGGUUUAUCUUGAAUCUGUUUAUCCGAAAAUGAAAGAGUGGAAAGAACUUCGUCAAGAACACGACCCAGAUCAAAUGUUUGUCACCAAUUACUGGAGAGAGAUUCUAGGCAUAAAAGCUGACUGAGAGAACAAUUGUUCGUAACAUAGUUUUGAGUGUUUCACUUUAUAACCAUGAAUUAUAUGUAACUGUAAUUUUCUUGCGUUAUUUUACUUAUGAAACAUUUUGUUCUAGUUUACUGACCUGCACAAAAUAUGUAGAAUUUACUGUUUAUCUAGCAAAGAUGUAUUUACUAAUCAAAAAUGAAUGUGUAUUUGCACGUUUUUGUAUGUAAAGAAAACACUUUUCAUGUUAUUAAACCGUCAACAUUGAUCAAAA
Molecule: messenger RNA, 2050 nt
Organism: Xenia sp. Carnegie-2017
Lineage: Eukaryota; Metazoa; Cnidaria; Anthozoa; Malacalcyonacea; Xeniidae
Exons: 5
Coding region: 200-1798 (532 amino acids)
Cellular component (GO): membrane
Molecular function (GO): FAD binding; D-arabinono-1,4-lactone oxidase activity
Source: RefSeq, a predicted model, not a curated record